GGUUCAAUGAAAAUGCGGUUGAAGUUUAGUAGGGAAAUCCAAUUACUGUAGGUUAUGUGGAACUAAUAUAAUAUUGUUGUAGAAUUCACAAAUUGUCACUUAAAAAAUGACGCUAUAUCAUUUUGGUAACUGUGUAGCGCUAGUUUAUGUGCCUUAUUAUCUGACGUACAAAUAUUCUGGACUAUCUGAAUACGGAGCCUUUUGGAAAUGUAUACAAGCAGGAGGUAUCUACAUAUUCACACAACUUGUGAAAAUGUUAGCGUUAGCUACAUUCUUCCCCACAGCUGACAAUGUCGGACAUGAAGGCUUCCACUUUUUUGGAGAAUUUUUGAAAUACUCGAUAGAUCUGGCAGAUCUCGUAGGAAUUCUUAUAGUCCUCAACGGAAUUCCUGGCAAGGGUCACGCGAAGGUUUUAACUGCAGGAAUUGGCUGGGCAGGAGCGGAAGUGCUUCUCACGAGGUUUCUCCUACUCUGGGUGGGUGCACGAGGUGCUGAAUUCGACUGGAAGUACAUCCAGAAGAGUCUGGAAUCAAAUAUCUCCCUAGUUCAACACAUAACGACUGCAACUCUGGUCUGGUUGUGGUCGCGACAUGAUUUGAAGAGAGGAUUGGUUCCUCUGGUGGUUGCAAUGCUCUUGCUAACUGUGUACAGGCCACUAAUUUUAGACUUGUUGGUAUCGUUGUUACUCGCUGGACCCUGGUCGUCACUGCUCAUCAAAGCUACAACCACACUCUUCAUGGGGGCCAUUACAUUACAUGUGUACGCAGGAUUAGCUCAUUCGAUUGGAAUUUUCUAAUUUUCUUCUCAAAUCAUUGCGAUAUCAAUACGUAUGCCAUAAAUGAAUGAAUUAAUAAAAUAAGCUUAGGAUCAAUUGAAGAGUUUUGUGGAUAAAUUCUUUCAUCACCAAUAAGUUUAUUGAAAAUCUAUCAUAAGGGAUGUUCAUUCAAAAUUGCAAGCACUCAAACAAAUUUUGACUUUUUUUCAACUGACACGCAGAAUUCUUUUUCGUGUUAAUAAAAAUUUUAAUCCAACAACUCGAUUAUUCAGAAAUGAAAUAGACAAAACUAACCGAAUGUUGGCAUUAGCAUGAGUUUACAUGAGGUUUGAAGUGUUAAAUAUCUGCAUUACUUGCCUGGGUAGCCGAUGUUUUUCCUUGGCUAUUGGAUUUAAUACAUUCUUUCCAGUGGAUGAAUUUUCGAUUUGAAAAUAAAUUCUAUAGGAGCCAAUAAA
Diachasma alloeum is the source of this 1230-nucleotide messenger RNA. Its product is annotated as transmembrane protein 147. The transcript is spliced from 3 exons. The coding region runs from base 107 to 796 and encodes 229 amino acids. The record is from RefSeq and is a predicted model, not a curated record. Lineage: Eukaryota; Metazoa; Arthropoda; Insecta; Hymenoptera; Braconidae.